Messenger RNA from Scophthalmus maximus (turbot), 1817 nucleotides. RefSeq names its product prolyl 3-hydroxylase family member 4 (inactive) (gene p3h4). The record is from RefSeq and is a predicted model, not a curated record. Bases 106 to 1407 code for a protein of 433 amino acids. Gene Ontology annotation, cellular component: endoplasmic reticulum. Lineage: Eukaryota; Metazoa; Chordata; Actinopteri; Pleuronectiformes; Scophthalmidae. Gene Ontology annotation, molecular function: collagen binding; protein binding. The transcript is spliced from 7 exons. Gene Ontology annotation, biological process: peptidyl-lysine hydroxylation; collagen fibril organization.
UCCCAGCCUACGUGCAGGCAGACAUGAGCAGCCCCUGGUGAAGACAGAGAGGAGAAGCCUCCUCCUGACCCAGUCCAACACAGGAUCAGUCGGUUGGAGGUCACGAUGCUCCCGAGAAGCCUGUGCCCUCUGGCCCUCCUGGUGGUGGUGGUGGUGGUGGUGGAGGCUCAGUACGAGAAGUACAGCUUCAGAGGCUUCCCCCUGAAGGACAUCAUGCCGCUGGACUCCGCGUACAACUACGCGCUGGAGCAGUACGCGGCGCAGAAGUGGGGCGAGAGCGUCAAGUACCUGGAGCUCGGCCUGCGGCUCCACCGGCUGCUGCGGGACAGCGAGUCGUUCUGCGGCCGCAACUGCAGCGCCGCGGCGCGUCGGGACGGCGCCGGCGACGGCGACGACACCCUGUUGGCCGACAGCAGCCUGCGCGUCGUGCGCCACAUCCUCCGGAGAGCCGCGUGCCUCAAGAAGUGCAAGGCGGGGUUCCCGGUGUUCAACCUCUCGUACCCAAAGAGGGAUCUGCUGGAGACGUUCGAGCAGCGGAUACCGUACCGGUACAUUCAGUACGCGUACUUCCAGCUCAAUAACAUGGAGAAGGCCGUGGCCGCAGCCCACACCUUCCUGAAGAAGAACCCGGCCGACCCCUACCUGACCAAGAACAUGGACUACUACAAGACGCUGGUGGACGUGGAGGAAUAUCUCAUCGACCACGAGGAGCAGCCGUACGAAAGUGUGUUCCUGAAGAGCGUGACGCUCUACAACAGCGGCGACUUCAGCGGCAGCGCGCGCAACAUGGAGCAGGCCAUCGCGCAGUACCUGGAGGUGUACGGCCUCUGCUUGGCCGGCUGCGAGGGCUCGUACGAGAUCCUGGAGGUCAAAGACUUCUACCCCACACUGGCAGACCUCUACACCGACGUGCUGAAGUGUAAGGUCAAAUGUCAGCAGCACCUGACGCCGAACGUGGGCGGCUUCUUCGUGGAGAAGUUCGUGGCCACGAUGUAUCACUACCUCCAGUUCUCCUACUACAAACUGAACGACGCGAAGAACGCCGCUCCGUGCGCGGCCAGCUACGUGCUGUUCGACCCCGGCGACCAGGUGAUGCAGCAGAACAUCGCGUACUACCGUUUCUACCGGGAGCAGUGGGGCCUCGAGGACGGCGACUUUCACCCGCGGCCGGAGGCCCAGACGUAUUUUAACCAGACGACCAAACAGAAGGAGAUGCUGCAGUUUGCACUGAACUACCUACAAACAGACGACGAGGACGUGGUGAGUCCAGAGGAAGCGGCGGGCGCCUCGCGCUCGGAGAACCCCGACGCCGAGUUCGAGGGCAUGGGGGACUACGAGGAGUCCUUCCUGUCCGAGUGGUGGCAGGAGCCCAGGACGAAGUGGGACACCGGAGAGGUCGCAGACUGACAGUGUCCAGAGACCUCGUCCCGUUCGCGGCAGCGGAGCGGCGCUCGGCCCCCCACCCGUCGUGGCAACAUACCAAAGAACGUUGACCUCCACCGCAGACAGGUCGACACCCACCAACAGCUGUUCUCCUCCGUCCGGAAUCUGAGGCCGGAUUUAUCCAUCAGGAGCAGAGACUGACAUAUUAUGUCUUUAAAAAAAAAAAAAAGUAAUAAUGAGUGAUUGGCCUGUGUGCCGAUACUCGUCAAUGACUUUUCUAAAGUUGUCUAUUUAAUGAAAGCUCAACGCCGCCGUGCCUCCGUGAUACAAUAAGGAAUCUGACGUGUAGCUUUUUCUGAUGCGGGACCGAUUCAUCAACGACCAACUGGGUUGUCGUUCAUUUGGUCACAAUUAAAAUGGUAUUUUAAUAUAAA